AUGGACAAAUUUUUGGUGCGUAAACCAGCCAAAAGCCAGCCUCAGCUUGAGCUUGAGNGAAUGGCCACCAAAAGGAUGACAAGAACGACAAGUUGGAUUCCGUAUUUGCGGCUGGCCAAAACGUUGGAGAGAAUCGAGAACACAUCGUCAAGGUUGGAAAUAAUUCGAAUUUUGAGUGAGUUUUUCGCGGAAACACUCCGCCAGGAUGCACACGAGCUCACAGAUUGUGUCUAUUUGUGUGUGAAUCAACUGGGUCCGGCGUACGAAGGUCUUGAGUUGGGUAUCGCUGAGGGAACGCUGAUUAAGGCUAUAGCUGAGGCAACAGGCCGCAAGGUAUGCAAUAUUUUUUGA
Anisakis simplex (herring worm) is the source of this 351-nucleotide messenger RNA. The record is from the annotation of a GenBank genome assembly. Lineage: Eukaryota; Metazoa; Nematoda; Chromadorea; Rhabditida; Anisakidae.